Messenger RNA from Anolis sagrei ordinatus, 2244 nucleotides. RefSeq names its product jerky protein homolog. Gene Ontology annotation, molecular function: DNA binding. Lineage: Eukaryota; Metazoa; Chordata; Lepidosauria; Squamata; Anolidae. The record is from RefSeq and is a predicted model, not a curated record. Gene Ontology annotation, cellular component: nucleus.
GGCUGCCUCCACCACCCCAACGAAGUCAAUUGCCAGCAUAGCAACCAGAAACCAAGCCUUGGCUCUGUUUUGGACCUCAUAACUGAAACAGUGGGUUUGGCUGAAAUUGAAUGAAUUAAGCAUAUUUGGAAAAAAUCUCCCAUGGUACUGGUGAUUUUUAACGUGUCAUAAACUGUCUGGGGUUGUGGGUGAAUAAUAACAUGACCAAGAUUGAUGGCACAAUGCUGUUAAAUAUAUUUACAGCAGUACAGAAUUUCAACUAGUUCUAAAAAAAAUCUCUCUGAAGUGGGAGAAUUGGCAUUAAAAUAGCAAACGAGAUUCAGAUUCAGUCAGCAAAUGUAAAAUGAUGCAAAUUUGAAAGAAAAACAGUCUGACUGAUCAAGAGAAAGCGUUCUACGAGAUAGCUUCAUGAAAGUAUCAACCCAGUGUAUAGUUGCUAUAAAAAUAGUCAGUCAUAAUUAGAAUAGAACUUAAAAUCAUAGUCUAAGCAUCCCAAUCACAAAACUCUUCCAAAAUCCCACUCCUUCAAGGCAACGGCUGUGGUUCUGCAGGUUUGUAGGCUUAAUGUGGGUGUCUGACAAGUUCCAAGGAAGAGACUGGAGAAAGACACUAAGCUGGGUAGAGAUCCAAGGCUAGAACAAAAUGUGAGAAUCUAAAAUAAUGAGAGGUAUAGAUUUACACUAAGCAUUUUGCUUGGAUUCUGACCGUCUUACAGAUUUUCAUUCUCCACCCUCACAUCUCAUCCAGAACACAAGUAGUGAACAAACAAGACACGAAUCUGGAGAGGGACGGAAGUACACUCGCAACGUGUAAUAAAAUGGCACAUGUGCAGACCAGCAGGACUUUCUGCACAAAUCAAAAGAGGAAGCGUUUGUGUUUAUCCAUAGCUCAGAAAGUCAAGCUGUUGGAGAAAUUGGACAGUGGUGUAAGUGUGAAACAUCUUACACAAGAGUAUGGUGUUGGAAUGACCACUAUAUAUGAUCUAAAGAAACAGAAGGAUAAACUGUUGAAAUUCUAUGCUGAAAGUGAUGAAGAAAAGUUAAUGAAAAAUAGAAAAACACUGCAUAAAGCUAAAAAUGAAGAUCUUGAUCGUGUAUUGAAAGAGUGGAUCUGUCAGCGUCGCAUCGAACACCUGCCACUUAAUGGUAUGCUCAUCAUGAAACAAGCAAAGAUCUAUCACAAUGAAUUGAAAAUUGAAGGAAACUGUGAAUAUUCAAAGGGUUGGUUGCAGAAGUUUAAGAAACGGCAUGGCAUUACAUUUUUAAAGAUUCGGGGUGGUAAAGCAUCUGAUCACAAAGCUCCGGAGAAACUCAUUUACAAGUUUGUCAAAGUCCUCUCUGAUAAAACUCUGACCCCAGAACAAGUCCAUAAUGCUGAUGAAACAUCACGGUUUGGGCAUUAUUGCCCCAGAAAGACACUGACAACAGCUGAUGAGGUAGGAAUUAGGGAUGUCAAGGACAAAAUAACUGUGCUGGGUCUUGCUAAUGCAAAAGGCAGACACAAGUGUAAACUUGUGAUAGGCAAAAACUUGCAUCCUCACUGUUUUAAAGGAGUAACUUACUUACCAAUCCGUGACUAUGCUAACCCAAAGGCAUGGAUCAGCAAUGAUAUUUUUUCUGAUUGGUUUCACAAACAUUGUGUACCUGCAGAUCAAUCUCACUGCAGGGAAACUGGACUGGAUGAUGACGGCAAUAUUUUGUUAUUCCUUAACAGCUGUUCUGCUCAUCCUCUGGUUGAUAUUCUAAUACAUAACAAUGUUCAUGCCAUGUCACCCCCAAAUGUGACUUCAUUAAUUCAGCCAUGCAGUCAGAGUAUCCUUAGAUCAGUGAAAACUAAAUAUAAACCCCUUUUCUUGAACAGCCUGCUAGCAGCAGUGAACAAAGGCAUGGGUGUGGAAGGUUUUCAGAGGGAGUUUAACAUGAAGGAUAUUGUAUAUGUUGUUGCCAAUGCUUGGAACACUGCAACUAGAAACACAGUUAUGCAGGCCUGGUACAACCUCUGGCCUGUGACUAUCUUCCGUGGUGAUGAUGAAAAAGAUGAUGAAUUUGAAGGAUGCUGUAUAUCAAGUGAGAAAACGGUAACUUCUGGCCUCCUCACAUAUGCAAAAAACAUACCUGCAAAGCCCAUUAGUAAGCUGGAAGAAAUGGAUAAUGAAGUUUUUAACAUUGAUAAUGAGACUCCCAUUGUUUAUUCAUUGGCUGACAGUGACGUGAAAUAGUUGAAUUAGGGCAAUUGUGAUUAUGA